AUGGUAGAGUUAGAGUUGGGUCUUCCAGCAGAGAAUGCAAGGCCUUCUGGGAUUGCUCUGUCUCCUCUGGUCCCUCCCAGGAUCCUUUGCUUCCUGGGGAGACAGAUCCAGACCCUUCCAGAGAUGUCUGUCCAGCUGCUGGAAGAACAACUGCACAGAGCAGAGUCUGGAGAGGGCGGAGUCAAACACACACACAGGCCAACUGCCCUGUACAUGUCCCUGCUGGGUUGGUGGUGUGAGGAGGAGUGUAAGUACGGCUGUAUGUGGAGAACUGUGGAGCAGAUACAGGCUGAACCCAGGGGUGAAGUGCCGCAGUUUUAUGGAAAGUGGCCGUUUGUCCGAGUACUCGGCAUCCAGGAGCCGGCAUCAGUGCUCUUCUCCAUCCUGAACGGACUGGGCCAUGUUGUGAUGAUAGGGGUGUUCAGGAGAAGAGUGCCCAGCCAUGCUAAAAUGAACAGUGUUGUCCACUGGUUAGCUGUGAUUUCCAUCAAUGCUUGGUUUUGGUCUGCUGUUUUUCACACCAGGGACUUUUCUUGGACUGAGAAAAUGGACUACUUCUGUGCUACUUCACUAGUGGUUUUUCAACUGUUCAUGUGGUUUACCAGGUUUGGUGGUUUUAAAGAGUCCGCCAUGUUUGGGGCCCUCCUUGCAGCCCUGUUCAGCGGCCAUGUGUACUACCUUGGCUUUGUUAAGUUUGACUAUGGCUACAACAUGAUGGCCAACGUGGCAGUGGGACAGCUCAAUGCCUUCUGUUGGCUGGGGUUCGCUUUCAAAAACGUGCGACAGCGAAGGUACAUGUGGAAGUGCAUCGCCACAAUUCUGUCCAUCAACUUAUUGUUGCUGUUAGAACUGGGCGACUUUCCUCCAAUAUGGUGGACGUUUGAUGCCCACUCGCUGUGGCAUGCUGGGACAGCGCCGGUCGUACCAUUGUGGUACAGUUUCCUUAUAGAUGAGAACCUGUACUUGUUGAGAGAAGCAGAGGAGAAAGAUGUAUAGAAGACUAUGCAAGAGAUUUGGAUGUUGUCUACCCAUUUUUACAUAAUAUCAUAUAACGCUGGUUCACCUUUAUCUGAGGGUAACCUAUAUCCGUUCUUUGUAAAAAAAAAAAGCGAAUUUAGGAAUAUAAUGCGACGGACAGUGGUUUUGGAACAUUUCGAAAAUAUUGCAAAUUUGAACAACUUUCCGCAGACCUAAUACUCCUAGAUGUGCUGUUCUUAAAGGCAACGGAUAAAGGUCACCCCGCGGAUAAAGGUUAACUAUCGUUAUAUAUGCAGUGUUAUAAGCAAUCAUGAUGCAAAAAUUGAAUGUUUUCUAUGAUUUUUCUACUUGUAUAUUGUGAUGACAAUCAAAGUAAAAUGUCAACUUCAAUGUCAAGUUGAAGACUUAGUGAUAUAGUGUGUCUAUUUGACAA
Molecule: messenger RNA, 1411 nt
Organism: Branchiostoma floridae (Florida lancelet)
Lineage: Eukaryota; Metazoa; Chordata; Leptocardii; Amphioxiformes; Branchiostomatidae
Product: post-GPI attachment to proteins factor 3-like
Exons: 10
Coding region: 1-996 (331 amino acids)
Biological process (GO): GPI anchor biosynthetic process
Cellular component (GO): endoplasmic reticulum membrane
Molecular function (GO): hydrolase activity, acting on ester bonds
Source: RefSeq, a predicted model, not a curated record